This is a messenger RNA of Coregonus clupeaformis (lake whitefish), 3862 nucleotides long. RefSeq lists its product as uncharacterized. The transcript has 3 exons. Bases 807 to 3215 code for a protein of 802 amino acids. Gene Ontology annotation, biological process: positive regulation of translation; positive regulation of cell size. Lineage: Eukaryota; Metazoa; Chordata; Actinopteri; Salmoniformes; Salmonidae. The record is from RefSeq and is a predicted model, not a curated record.
CCAGGCUGCAUUUAAUUGAAGAGUGCUAGGUUGUUACCACCUAGCAAGGAGGUCUAAUAAGCUCAGAAAGCUAUGCUAGAGCAGGAGACUCACACAGCUACACCGCUGUCUGACGGACUGACUAGACGAUAGAACACACAGAACUAGAUCUCAGGUGGAGGAGAGAGCGAGGCGACAUUUACAAGCGACUGUGUGUGAGAGAAUGAGAGAGAAGAGAGAGUUAGAAACAACAACGAGACUCAGAGUGUGAGAGGUGGAGAAAUAGGAGGAGCGGAAGGGAGGGUAAGGGAGGAAACGGGAAAUGCAAAGCCAAGUGAGGGAGAGAGACGGGAAGCCUGCAGCAGCAAAUAAGACUGAGGAAUGAAACAGGAGAGGUAAAGAGAGAGAGAGAGAGAGAGAGAGAGAGAGAGACGGGAGAGGGGGAGGGAGGUGGAGAAGAGGGGCCCCGAGCAGGAGAGAGGGUUGCAGGGUAAAGGAGUGAGAGAAAAGUUGGAAAAGUGAGAGAGGGGGUCAGGGGAAAGAAAGAAAAGAGCAAGAGAAAAAACAAGUAAAGGAGAGAAAGGGAAAUGAGGCAGGAAGAAAGGGGGGAGGGAAGUCUUAGGUAAGAAAAAAAACAGCAGAGCUGAAGAAAAGUUUUUUUUUGCGGUGGAGUCAGUCGUAGCUAGAUGAGGAAAACAGCUUGAGUGAAUGGCUAGGUCGGAGUUGGAGAGCAGCGGGGAGGAGGAGGGAAGGAGAAGUAAACCAUUUGUUGUUUAAGGCAUUUUCCACAGCAGCCUCUACUCUAGACAGACUGUUUUCAUUCUGACAUGUACUCAGACAGCACACGGACGGGACACUAUGGAUUCAUUCAUCAAAACACAGAUGACUACUGCUACUGCCUUCACUGUGUCCAGUACGAACCCACGCUGUACCAGGAAGGACCAGGGGGGUACAGACCACCACCCACACACCCAGACCACCCAGAGUUGGACAUCAGAGGAGACUUCAGCCUUCCUCCUUUCCCUGUGGAGCCAGAGGAUAUAGAACCUGGACUAGAUAAGUGUGAGAGAGGAGGUGAAGGAAGAGGAGAUGGUGGAGAAGGUGGAGAAGGUGAAGGAGGAGGUGUUAAAGCUGGAGCUGGAUGGGGUGGAGGUGGUCACAGUGCCCCACAGAGGAGGCCAGUGUUCACCGGGCCGGGUCAGUACGGUCAGCCUCAGCCAGGCCAGUUUAGUCCCAGCCACCCCUGGAGCUACAACCCUGCCCAGUGGAGCUGCCCAGCGGAGCCUGGCCUGGGUCUGAGAAUCUACUCCCCUGUGAAAGAACAGUGUGGCUAUGUGGGACGUGGUGGAGGUGGCGCCGCUGGGACAGGGACCGGGACACACCCCUUCAACAGCAUCAGAAACGUGUCAGCCUCAUCACUCCCCCCGGACCUGGCACACACACAGUUCAGGACUCAGCGGCCCAAACACAGACAAGCUAGCUACAGCUACAGUCUGGAGGAACAGCCGAAACACAGACAGGCUAGCUACGGUCCUGAGAAACAGAUCUGGGAUCAGUCAAAAUACAGGUUAGAAAGCCAGGCUAGCUAUAGUCCACAAGAGCAACACAGACAGGCUAGUCUCAGUUCGGAAGAGCAGGUCUGUGGUCAGUCGAAACACAGGCUAGAAAGACAGAAUAGCUUCAGACCACAAGAAAUACACAGCCAGGCUAGCUAUAUUUACAGUCUAGAAGACAAGCCGAUACACCGACAGACUAGCUACAGUCCAGAACAACAGGUCUGGGAUCAGUUGAAACACAGACAGACUAGCUACAGCUACAGUCCAGAGGUGCAUGUCUGGGGAUGCGCUGGAGAUGAACACUAUCAUUUGGACAGGUGUGUACCGCUUGAACAUGGAGAUUUACACCCCCACAUGCCAAAUGGUGGUGGUCCCAGUCCCAGGCAUGUGUACUCUCAGGGCGUGGGAGAUAAAACUAACUACCAGGAGAGGACUACUAGAUUAAAAGCUGGGGGAGCUGUAGGUGGGGCAGGAGAGGACAGCUGUAAUGUCCCUGCUGGCUCUGGCUCUGUUCAGAAGACUUUCUUUUCCACUGAAGUCCACCAGAGACAGUUGGUCAUUCAGCCCAGGCAGAGGAGUCCUUGUGGGCCUGGCCCUGGCCAUGGAACCCCUAGUCAUGGAGCUACUGGCCCAGUGCAUGGAGCCACUAUAGGCAGGGAAGAGAGAUCCAACCAGAGGGCCAAACAGCCAGCAAGCCAGCGGGUCAACCAGAACCAGGGAGGAGACCCAGACUCAGACCCCCAAAGACAGAGGAAGAAGGAGAAGGAGGGCCAGGGUUCGGUCCGGGAGAACCAGUGUUUUGUCCGGGAAAACCAGGGUUCAGUCCAGCAGAAGGAGGGCUCGGUUCGGGAGCAGAUCAGACAGGUGGUGUCAGACCUGGAGGGGGUCCUGGGUGGUCUCAAACAGGUCCACGUGGAGAUGAAGGAGGUGGUCCAACAGAUUGAUCUGCUGACAGCUAACGUUGACCUGGGAGGGGAAGAGGGAUCAUGUAACAGUUUCCCUCAUGGUGGUGACGCCCUCCCCAACCCCAGAGACUGCAGUGGAGUCCUGAUGUACAAUCAGAAGACUAGUACUGGAGAGCAGGUGUACACCCACACGACUAGUACUGGUGACCUGAAGACUAAUGGAGACCAGGGAUUACUGUACAGAGACCCUGACCAUACUGUGACCAUACAAACUACCUCUCCGUCCCAUGUCCUCACCGCAUCAGUUAUCAAAACCAACCGGGUCGGGGUCAUAGCUCUGAGCCCCCUGAGCCCGAGCCCUUCCAAAGAACCCAAACAGGAAAGACGGGGGCUCAACGGAGACCCUCCUAUACCUGGCCCUUGUCCUUCCAGAGACAUAAACCAUGUGACCCAGACCCCUUGGCUAGAACGCACACCCUCCCUACCUCUACCCUUACGGACUCACACCCCUAACCCCACAGCCAUGGUUGGAUACAGUGUCCCGUCUCUUAGGAGCCAGAAACCACCGCUGUACCCCCACCCAAACGGACGGGUGGAGAGGCUCAAUAAGGGUCCGGCUCAACCACCCUACCCGGUCCACCCAGCCCUGCCGGUCCUGCCCCACCUGGCCCAGCCACCCUACCCUACCCACCCUAACCACCCUGCCCUGCCUCCCAGUGCCCUGAAGACACCCCACUACCUGGAGAAAAGCAGACCGAGCUCCAGCAUGGUGUGAGGGGACAGGGGCCAGCCUCACUGCCGUGGGGGCCGGGAACAUAUAGGACAAGGACAGACCUACACUGAGAGGUAGUCUGAGAGGGACUGACCAGGGACAGCUCGUGGAGCCCUGAAGUGGUGAAGAGAUGACAUGUCGGUCAGUGGUGGACACAGAGACAGAGCUUGGCCUGAAGAUGGGGGUAUUUCCAAGGGUGAACGCUCUAGACAGACUGGAGGGGAGGGGGAUUACACAUUAUAGAAUGAGAUGCACAGACCUGAGACACACAGUAUGCAGCAAGCACUUCAACCUAACAUAUAUGUGUGGUUUCCGGGGGGGUUGGGAAUAACUUAAGACAGCAAAAAGACACAUUUUCGAUACAAGUUGGACAAUAAAGUUGGAUUGUAUUCAUUGUAUUGAUAACUCAACCCUACUUGAGUUAGACACCAAAGGUUAUCAACCAAAGACUCUGUAGAAAAAUGAGAAUGGAUGCUUAUACUAUCUAUGUUCACGUUUAUAAAAAUGUUUAUUUUAAUAUGUUCUGAGAUCAAUUUGAAAAUUGUACUGUCUGAAACAUCCAAAUCGAAAUAGUUGAUAUUGACAACUGAAUGUCUUACAUUUGCUAUGUUUGUGUAUGGAUUAAAAGACGACAAUGACUUAAUAAUGGA